Messenger RNA from Chelmon rostratus (copperband butterflyfish), 1473 nucleotides. It is a transcript of the gene agbl4, whose product is annotated as AGBL carboxypeptidase 4. Gene Ontology annotation, molecular function: zinc ion binding; metallocarboxypeptidase activity. The record is from RefSeq and is a predicted model, not a curated record. The coding region runs from base 1 to 1473 and encodes 490 amino acids. Gene Ontology annotation, biological process: proteolysis. Lineage: Eukaryota; Metazoa; Chordata; Actinopteri; Chaetodontiformes; Chaetodontidae. The transcript is spliced from 13 exons.
AUGGAGGAGAACACAGUUAGAGACGUCGAGACUGGCAGUGAAACUGGAGGAGAGGAUGCCUUGGUAGGGAAUGUCAACAAACUGAUGGUGAGCCCGCCAGGUUACUCAGGAUCUCCGCGAAAAGGACAUCUGGUUUUUGAUGCUUGCUUUGAGAGUGGGAACCUUGGCCGUGUUGACUACAUCAGUGAGUUUGAGUUUGACCUGUUCAUCCGGCCUGACACCUGCAACCCUCGCUUCAGAGUCUGGUUCAACUUCACAGUGGAGAACAUCCGUGAGACGCAGAGAGUCAUUUUCAACGUGGUUAACUUCUCCAAGACCAAGAGCCUGUACAGAGAUGGCAUGUCUCCUGUAGUUAAGUCUACCAGCAGGCCAAAAUGGCAGAGGCUUCCAGCUAAAAAUGUAUACUACUACCGUUGCCCUGACCACCGGCGCAACUACGUCAUGUCCUUUGCCUUUUGUUUUGACCGAGAGGACGACGUGUACCAGUUUGCCUACUGCUACCCCUACACCUACUCCAGACUGCAGCACUACCUGGCCAGCCUGGAGCGCAGGAACCUGCCCUACCUGCAGAGGGAGCAACUGGGACUCAGUGUGCAACAACGACGUCUAGACCUGUUAACCAUCACCAACACUGACCAUCGCCAGAGUCCAGAGAGGGAGAAGAAGCUGGUCUUUCUUACAGCUCGUGUUCACCCUGGAGAGUCUCCUGCCUCCUUUAUCUGUCAAGGUGUGAUUGACUUCCUGGUGAGCCAGCAUCCCGUGGCUCAGAUCCUAAGAGAUCAUGUGAUCUUCAAGAUCGUCCCCAUGCUAAAUCCUGAUGGAGUCUACCUGGGCAACUACAGGUGUUCUCUGAUGGGCUUCGACCUGAAUCGCCACUGGCAGGAUCCCUCUCCAUGGGCUCACCCCACGCUGCACGCUGUCAAACAACUCAUAGUGCAGAUGAACCAAGACCCGAGAGUUAGUUUGGAGUUCUACAUUGAUGUCCAUGCCCACUCCACCAUGCUGAAUGGCUUUAUGUACGGCAAUGUAUUCGAGGACGAGGAGCGCGUCCAGAGACAGGCUGUCUUCCCCAGACUGCUGUGCCAAAAUGCACCAGACUUCUCCUUUUCCAACACAUCCUUCAACCGGGACGUAGUGAAGGCCGGUACCGGUAGACGGUUCCUUGGCGGUCUCCUUGAUGACACGUCCUACUGCUACACUCUGGAGGUGUCCUUCUACAGCUACAUGACAGCUGGCAGCACCGCUCCUGUGCCCUAUACCGAGGAGACAUACAUGAAACUGGGCAGGAAUGUGGCUCGGACCUUCCUGGAUUACUAUAAACUCAACAACCUCAUCAAGGGCAACAGCUCACCAACUCACAUUCAAAGUCCUGAGAUGAAGUCCCACACAGGCGACGGUAACAGAAAGGGCAAUGGUGUUGGCAGUGACGCAGCAGACAGAGAGAGGGAGAAGAGCCACGGUGUCAGGCACUAG